Molecule: messenger RNA, 2999 nt
Organism: Periophthalmus magnuspinnatus
Lineage: Eukaryota; Metazoa; Chordata; Actinopteri; Gobiiformes; Gobiidae
Gene: tmem268
Product: transmembrane protein 268
Exons: 11
Coding region: 247-1281 (344 amino acids)
Source: RefSeq, a predicted model, not a curated record
GCAGUCAUGAGGCACAGCUGAUCUGAGUCACACGCCCUAAACAGCAAAGCAAAAACGCUCUAAACCUACAGACCACAGCUACACUCAAGACAAUAUGAAGCUGCUAACAACGGUGCAAUAAGGAAUGGAUGUGUACUUUCAAAUCAGGAGCUGAUGCUACAAGAUCAAGUUAAAGAUGUGAAGUCUCUAUCAGAGGAAGGCCGCUGUCGACCGGAGGGAUCCUAAGGGUCUGGUGACCUCUGCAAGAUGGCCGACGAUUACAGAGGGGGUCAUGUUAUCGAGGAAAACCAGGUUCAACCAAUCAAACCUCAGGCCAACAGCGGCGCGCAAAGAUAUUUAAAUGGUCAGUGUGUUUUGUCGAUAUCGAGUGGAGUUUUAAACCCUGAAUUUGACCUGGAGCUCUGCCGCAGUGGUCUGGAGAUGAACGGCUUUCAGAUUCCAGAGUCAGAUUUGGAGGCUCCUCUGAAAAUGGCCCUCACUGCUCCUUCAGUCAAAAGAUACAUCACCUUUAACUCCUCCCUGUUUCAUUUCUUCAUGGCUCCAGUGCUGUACAUCAUCCUGUGGUGCGCGGUCUUCUCCAGUCUGCAUUCCUACAUCACAGUCACAGAUUACUGGGUCCUCUGUCUGUGCGUCAGCCUCGUCUCCAUCUUCCUCACCACGGCCAUCAUCUUCAUCCUCCACCGCAGCAACAAAGAGAUCAACAUGAAUUUGGACGUGAGGUUGAUCGCUGUGAACGAGAGGCUGGUCAAACACAAGCUGCUCGUGGCUGUGGCUGAUUGGGUCGAGAACUGCACCAGUAAUCUGCAGCUGUACUUUGUUUACUGGGACAUAUCGCACUGUUUGAGAGCUUUGACUGAAACCUUAGAGGAGCAAAAUUAUGAGUCACGCAACAUUCAGAAGAAGCUGCAGAAGAGGAUGUCCCACCUAGUUCUAGUCAGUGAAGUCCCACAGAUCCAAACAGAGCCACAAGAGGGCGACGUGGAGCAGGACACAGAUGAACACAGGCCUCUGCUGCAAGAGGAGCAAGAGAGCAGUACCACCUCAGACCAGAAGGGGGCGCACCAACCCACCACCAGCCUCAGCCUCGUCCCGGACACAGGGCUGUCUGCUCAGGUCAAAGCUCACCAGUUGUUGAUGACCUACAGUGCCUUGUACAUGAAGCUGCUGGUGUCUGAACGCUUGUCAGGACCGUCCCAUUACAGGAUGCGCCCCAAGAGGAACCACUGCACCACAGCUUCCCUGUGUCUGUGUCAAUACAUCCGCACCAAGAUCCUGCGGUGACAUUGCGAUUACAAAUGAACAAUAAUGUUACAUACCUGAUUGCUGUUAUGACUAGAUCCUGUUAAAAUCCUUCAAAAUCUUCACAGAGUAACUUAGACCCUCCAUUUUAUUCCUCUGUCCCACUGUCCAUUAUCUCAUGUAAUGGAAAAUAUAUCUUAAAUAAAGGUGCAUCCAUGUUUGAGAGUUUGCUAAAUUAGUUUUAACUCGGGUUUAUUGAUACAGGCUGGAUCACUUUCUGUUGAUACUUUGCAGCUGAUCAUCAUCAACAUUCACCUGGGGUCUUAAGCUAACUGGAGGCUCUACUCUGUCUAACGCUCUGUUACUCAAGCUAGACUUUAAACAGCUUUAUUUUGGACACAGGCUAGCUAGCAUUAGUCAACUGUUUGUCAGCUUUUUUGUUGAAAAGGUGACAGUAACUAGCUAAACUCUAAACUGGUGUUUUUGUAUUGUAUUGUAUUUUUUCUUUAGUUGUCAGACAAUUUUAAAACAGUGUUUGCUAUUGUGUGCAUUGUGUCACCAUGGUAACUGCAGAGCAUUCCACUCCAGACAGACAUGUAGAACACCUCCAGCGAUAUCACAGUAUCAAUUGGGGUAGAUCUCUAUGGAAACAUGCAAGAUAAAAAGAUUGACAUAUGAGAUCUGUACUUUACAAUAUAGAUAUUUUAAUGCGAUAAAUAUUUUACCUUAUCGAAAACGGAGGGCUAUUUUCCUUUUGUGCACAUUAUGAUCUUUGUGAAUCCAUCCUUGUAUUUGCACAUUUGUAUUUGUUCACAGUUGUGUCUGACUCUCUGCUCUACUGCUGUCGCUGCUGUAAAUAUUUAUACAGACAUAAAUGUAUAUAAAUGUCCAUGCUGUAAAUAUUUAUAUGUCUGUGUACCCAACAAUCUCUGCACAAUGCAUUUUUAUUUACAUUAUUUGUUAAAAAACAAAACAAAACAAAACUGUUGUACAUCAUUAUUGAUAAUUAAAAUAUGUGCAUCACAGUAGAUGACAGUAGAUAGAUAUUCAGGUUUGAGCUUAAUGUAAUAUAUUAUUUUGUUAUAAAUUGUUUUUUGCUAUGGCAAAGGUCCUAAUUUUUCAUUAUUCUGAAAUCCACAUAUAGUUUUUAGUAUUUGUUUGUUUUAAAAAUUGGAUUAUACUGUAGAUUUUCAUGCACACUGGGGCAGUUAUUACAGCACUGCCAUAUUAAGAUAUCACUGACAUCUUGAGCCAUAUUGUAUUGAAUUUCUUACUGAAGCCUGCCCUCUUUUUCUUCACAAAAUACAGUCGUAAUGCUAUUGUUGAGGUCCAUAUAAUUUCCUGUCUCCUUGGUGACCACAUGGCGUUGUCUCUCAGUUGUGGAGAUGACAGCUGACAGGAACCACAGGCCGACUCUGUCACAGCCCCAGGGCAUGCUGGGAGUUUGAGGCAGAGGCCAGGACGCCCGUAGAGAGAGACCAGGUCCAAGCAUCUCUGACUCUGCAGUUAGCGCAGGCUGUUAGCGCGAGCUGUUAGCAGGAGGUUAAACGGACAUCUGUGAAAACACCACACUGACACACACAGACUGGAGCAGAACCGGGACAGGACUCUGAACUGCUCCAAUAUGAAGCUGAUUUAGACUUGGCCAAAUGUAAAUGAAAAGCUGUCAAUUAAGAUAUGCAUGCCAGAUUAGGACAGAUUUGGGAUUUGAGUUUGAAAUGAAAAAUGUGGAAGCAACAAGAGUAAAAAUAAACAUUGUG